AUGAAUCCCGUCUGCAAAGUGAUAUGCGUAUCGGUUGGUCUAUUGUUCGGCCUCAUCUUCGCGAUGAUGAUCCCGGCGAACGUCGGUAAAUUCGCAAAAGAAAUUGUCCGCAGUGGCCUUCGUCAAGGAAAAAUUGGCGAUUCAGUGGCACGCCGGGCCGCAUUUGAUGAUGCCAUUCUCAAAAUGAAUUAUGGCAUGGCCUUUGGUGGCGCGCCUAGCUUUUCUGGGGUCCCAUCUGCUUACACCCCGGGCUGUGUUGCCGCCUCAAAUUGGACAUCGUGUUCCUGUUUUAUCGGGGGUCUUCCUGACUUCGCUUGGCAGGCAAUCCCAGAUAAGCUCAACGCGGACAAGGAAAUCAUGGUCAUCCUACGCGUGUAUGCGAAGAGCGGUGUACAGGUCCUCCAAGCCGGGCUAGACAUAAACGGUUGGAUGAUUGAUUUUGGCGGCGCGGGAGUCCCGGGGGCAUUCCAUAACCCAGCGUACCUCGCGAGUCCUCCAACCACAUCCUUCGCGAAAACUUGGUGUGUCUCAUCCUACACUGUGAAGGAGUGCUGGACACUAUACAUCGGAGAGGAUAUGGAGACAUCAGCCGCCAUCAUGGCCCCCGUUGGUGCGAUUAUUAUGGCAGUCCUUUUCUUUGGUAUCGACCUCCUCGUAUUCAUGGUGCUGUUCUUGAUGGCGGGGUCGGGGUCUAAGGUGGGUCCUGCCAAAUAG
This is a messenger RNA of Aureococcus anophagefferens, 714 nucleotides long. RefSeq lists its product as hypothetical. Bases 1 to 714 code for a protein of 237 amino acids. The transcript has 2 exons. The record is from RefSeq and is a predicted model, not a curated record. NCBI's taxonomy places the organism in Eukaryota, Pelagophyceae, Pelagomonadales, Pelagomonadaceae.